Messenger RNA from Gloeophyllum trabeum ATCC 11539, 528 nucleotides. RefSeq lists its product as uncharacterized. Lineage: Eukaryota; Fungi; Basidiomycota; Agaricomycetes; Gloeophyllales; Gloeophyllaceae. The annotation marks the transcript as partial. The record is from RefSeq and is a predicted model, not a curated record. The transcript has a single exon.
GGAGCCUUUGCCCUUGCAUCCCCCCUCAUCCAUCGCUACUACGACGAUACUCUCCAGGGGCUCUGCCAGAGUAACUCCAACCUGCGGCCACCUUUUGAAUUCAGCCCAUGGUCUUGCUGCUGCUUUAACCUGGGCAAGCAAGUGCGUGCGUACAGGCAUCGAGAUCACUUAAACUGCCCUUUUGGCUGGUGUGCCAUCUCUGCGCUGGGCUGGUUUGACCCGAAGAAAGGUGGGCAUCUCGUGUUGUGGGACCUGAAGUUAGUUAUAGAGUUCCCACCUGGGUCGACGAUUUUCAUCCCCUCUGCCCUUCUCCUUCACUCCAACCUCCCUGUACGCCCAGGUGAAAAGCGUUUCUCCUUUGUGCAGUGGUCUGCUGGGGCGCUCUUUCGCUGGGUCGAAUUUGGUUUCCGUGGUGUCAAGGAGUACAUGGAAGGGCGUCCAGCUAAGGAGGCUAGUGUUCUGAAUGAGGAACGAUGGAGGACAGGCAUGAUGAUGAUGCCUAGGCUUUCUCAUUUCCGUCCAGAGUAG